Messenger RNA from Dujonia railenensis, 429 nucleotides. NCBI's taxonomy places the organism in Eukaryota, Fungi, Ascomycota, Pichiomycetes, Serinales, Debaryomycetaceae. The record is from the annotation of a GenBank genome assembly.
AUGGCUCCAACUACUAAAGCCUCUGCUGCAAAGAAAGCCGCUUUAAAGGGUGGUAACGCUAAGAAAUCUUUAAAGGUUAGAACUUCUACCACUUUCAGAUUACCAAACACCUUAAAGUUGACUAGAGCUCCAAAAUACGCUAGAAAGACUGUCCCACACUACAACAGAUUGGAUGCUUACAAGGUUAUUGUCUCCCCAAUUGCCUCUGAAACCGCCAUGAAGAAGGUUGAAGACGGUAACAUCUUGGUCUUCCAAGUUGAUAUCAAGUCCAACAAGAACCAAAUCAAGGCUGCUGUUAAGGAAUUAUACGAUGUUGAUGUCUUAUACGUUAACACUUUAAUCAGACCAAACGGUACCAAGAAGGCUUACAUCAGAUUAACUGCUGACCACGAUGCUUUAGAUAUCGCUAACAGAAUUGGUUACAUCUAA